Molecule: messenger RNA, 1880 nt
Organism: Mollisia scopiformis
Lineage: Eukaryota; Fungi; Ascomycota; Leotiomycetes; Helotiales; Mollisiaceae
Product: glutamate-1-semialdehyde aminotransferase
Exons: 2
Coding region: 77-1444 (455 amino acids)
Molecular function (GO): pyridoxal phosphate binding; transaminase activity
Source: RefSeq, a predicted model, not a curated record
CAUGUCUCCAGACAAGAAAUGAAAACGUUGCUGUUAUCUGGAUUUCUUUUAUUUGGCGACUGAAAGCUUUUUCAAAAUGCCAAAGGCAAACUCACCUCCCACUUCACCAGUAGCUGAACUAGGCUUGACUGUCAAGUCACAAGUCAAGACCUCAUCGGGUCUUAGUGCAGCAGUGGAAGCUGCGAAGCAGCGAUUUGUCGAGAGAAACCCCGCGUCGGCGAAGUUUUUCGAAGAUGCCACGGAAUAUCUUCCUGGCGGAAAUACGAGAACCCUAUUAUACUCUGCUCCUUUCCCAAUAUGCAUGAAGAAAGGAGAAAAUUAUCAAGUGUUUGAUGAAGAUGGACAUACAUACACUGACUUCGUUGGCGAACUCACGGCUGCCUUGUAUGGACACUCUCAUCCUCUGAUCAAAGAGUCUCUCAUCAACACGAUCAACACUGUUGGACUAAAUCUCGGUGCUACAAUUGCCCAAGAAGCAAAGCAUGCCAAACUCAUUUGCGAACGCUUCAAUCUUUCCAAAGUCCGCUUCUGCAACUCAGGAACGGAAGCCAAUUUACAUGCUCUAGCGGGAGUACGUCACUUCACUGGAAAACGAAAGGUAGUGGUGUUCAGCGGUGGAUAUCACGGUGCCGUGUUAGGAUUCUGGGAUGGUGUCCAAGAGAACGGAGUUGACAAGCACGAAUGGGUCAUUGGAAAAUACAACGACGUGGAAGGAGCCAAGAAGCUGAUUGAACAAGAUGAUAUUGCUGCUGUGCUCGUCGAGGGUAUGCAAGGCGCCGGUGGUUGUAUUCUGGGGACCAAUGAGUUCUUGCUUCAGCUACAAGAGAGUGCCAGGAAAGUAGGUGCAUGCUUCAUCUUGGACGAAGUCAUGACUUCACGACUUGGACCUUCUGGGUUGCAGGGUAUCGAAGGACUUUCCCCGGAUAUCACUACAUUCGGCAAAUAUCUCGGUGGCGGUCUUGCAUUUGGAGCUUUUGGCGGCAGAGCAGAUAUCAUGGCCGUUUACGACCCUCGCUCGCCUAACUCUCUGGCUCACUCUGGAACAUUCAACAACAAUACACUUGCCAUGAAUGCUGGCUUCGUUGGUCUCAGUGAGAUCUGGAAGCCAGAUGUUGCAGUUGAGUUCAACAAGAUUGGCGAUGCCUUCAGAGCAAGCCUACAGGAGGUCACCAAUAGCACAAAGAUGAGCGUCACUGGACGAGGAGCGUUGAAUGCCAUCCACUUUUCGGAUAAUGGCCUGACAAAGAUUUCUUGCAGAGAGGAUAUUGACGAAGAUUGGGGCUUGAAAGACUUGUUCUAUAUGGAGAUGAUGGAAGAUGGCUUUUGGAUUACCAGGAGAGGAAGCAUCGCGAUGAUUUUGGAUACACCUCAAAGCGAGUUGGAUCGCUUCGUUGAUUGCGUGGGAAAGUUCUUGGAAAGACACAAGAGCUUGGUGUCUUUGUAGAUUCAUUUGCUCGUAAUUUUUAUCUCAUAUUCUGUUCACUUAAUUACUGGAUUAAUAUGAACUUUUUGAUUGGACUGUCAUAUGAUUCUUUUUCCGUCUUGAUCCUUAACUCCGAAGCUCUUGAUACCAAUUUCCAGCAAUUUCCCUUUCGCCUCAUUAAAUGGAUCCGGCCUUGCUCCAUAAACUCCAAUCAUUAUAGUCUCAACACCGCUCCUUUCCUCCUCCAAGAAGACCCAUGGCACUUUCCUCACCAAAGUCCUCUUCUUCACCUCGCUUACAGUAUAAAUCAUCAACGCAUCACCAAAUCUUUCCAUCUCAAGAGUCAUUUUGUACGUUCCAGUCGCAGUAAUCUGACCAGGUUCGAACAAACUCCAAUCACUCCAUUUUUCUCUCACAACGAUACUUCCCCAUGCCUUUCCUUCCCAGACUUCGAUCC